Molecule: messenger RNA, 1073 nt
Organism: Fusarium odoratissimum NRRL 54006
Lineage: Eukaryota; Fungi; Ascomycota; Sordariomycetes; Hypocreales; Nectriaceae
Exons: 4
Coding region: 314-847 (177 amino acids)
Cellular component (GO): nucleus; CHRAC
Molecular function (GO): protein heterodimerization activity
Source: RefSeq, a predicted model, not a curated record
CGCUUGUAGUCAAGGUACGGCUCACAUUUCCUGUUCAAGAUGGUCGUGCAAUUCAAGUGCCAUUUUCAACUUUGGAUUCACUGCGUACUACAUUUUGGUGUUUAUUUACUUUCGUUUUCUCCCUUGUAUUCUGCCUUGUAUUCUCUGGCUACUCCUACGACUUUCUUACCCUUGUACUCAACUUUGACCUUCGUCCCUCGCGGAUACAAAGCCAUCCGCCUCACGCAUUGAUACAUCCUUUUAGCUCCUUCUAACUCACACAGACUCACUCAACCCUUUCACAUUUUCCAGCGACUUCGUCUCUACUACCGCCAUGCCUUAUAACACCACUGCUAUUCCUCCUCGAAAGGAGCCUACAGGCCAGAAUCAGCUCCCUCUCUCUAGAGUUAAAAAGAUCAUCGCACAAGACCCAGAUAUCGGUCUGUGCUCUAACAAUGCAGCUUUCGUGAUUACUCUCGCUGCCGAAAUGUUUGUUCAGCAUCUUGCAGAAGAGUCACAUACCCAAGCCAAGCUAGACCGCAAACCUCGUCGAAACAUCCAAUACAAGGAUGUCGCAAGCGCUGUUGCACACCAUGACAACCUCGAGUUUCUUGAAGACGUGGUACCAAAGACUGUUCCCUACAAGAACAUCAAGGCCAAGGCCAAGGCCACGCAGGCACGUCUCCAAGGUGACAAUACCAAUCAGAAGCUUGAAUUUCCCCUGGCAAACGGCGCUGGCAAGCCUCUUGUGAACGGCAACUCCAUGGCUCAUCAUGAUAGACAGGAUGACCCGAACUCGCAGCUGGAGUUGGAGUUCAGACAGGCUUCUGGUGCGAAUCGAGAUGGAGAUGUAGCAAUGACUGGCUAGUUGUAGUAUUGCUCACUUGCUAGGCGGCUUAUGGUAAAAAGAGGCGUUUUCAGGGUUGACCGUUAGUCCGCUGAAUUAGGAAACGAGGGCAAAAGUGGUCUAUCAUCAUGUACAUCACAAAACAAAUUACAAUCUUGAUAUUUAGCAUCAACUUCCAUUUCUUAGUAUGGGGUGAUAGCCAUAAUGCGAGAGCGAAAUAAACAUAGUAUUUUUUCUGCAACCCCCA